Molecule: messenger RNA, 1819 nt
Organism: Aphidius gifuensis
Lineage: Eukaryota; Metazoa; Arthropoda; Insecta; Hymenoptera; Braconidae
Product: facilitated trehalose transporter Tret1-like
Exons: 6
Coding region: 85-1551 (488 amino acids)
Biological process (GO): transmembrane transport
Cellular component (GO): membrane
Molecular function (GO): transmembrane transporter activity
Source: RefSeq, a predicted model, not a curated record
GUUUUUAGACUGAAAUUUUUUAUUUAAAUUCAAUUUUCAAUUGCCAAUACAAGUUUAAUUUUUUAUUUUUCAUAUAAAAUUUUUAUGAAUAUACUGAGUGUUAAAAAUAUGCCAGAAACUUCGAGACACAUUGACAUUGAAAAUAUUUACAAUACAGCUUUUGUCAACUACAGAAGUCCAAGUUCAAAAUAUUUAACUGCACUCGCAGCAUGUAUGGGAGGUUUUUCACUUGGGUGUGGUCUUGGCUGGAGUGCACCGUCAAUUGAAAUUCUAAAACGUGAACAAGAUUUUGGUCUAUUUUAUAAUGACCUGAUAGCAUCAUCAUUCACAUUGGGUGCUGCAUUUGGUGUUUUAUUUGUGCCAAUAAUUGUUAAUAUUAUUGGUAAAAAAAAAAUGAUGAUAUUACCAAUAAUACCAUUUUUAAUUGGUUGGUUACUGAUACUUUUUGCUGGUUCAAAAUUACAACUUUAUAUUAUUGGAAGAUUAGUCACUGGUGCAUGUGGUGGUAUGUUUUGUGUUGCAACUCCAUUAUAUUCAGCUGAGAUAUCAAAUGAAAAUGAUCGAGGAACAAUUGGAGUUUUCUUCCAUUUACUUCUUGUUAUUGGCAUACUUUUUGCAUUUUGUACUGGUUUUACAAAUAGUCUUGUUUGGAUAACAGCAUUGAAUGGUUUAACUCCAAUAAUUGCUGGUAUCACAAUGUUUUUCAUACCAGAAAGUCCAAUAUUUCAUUUAUUAAAAGACAAUGAAUACUCAGCACGUCGUGCAUUACAAAUUUUACGAGGAAAAGAUGCUGAUAUUGAACCAGAAAUAUCAGCAAUGAAAGCACAUGUUGAUUUGAUGAAAAUGAAAAAUAUUGGUAUUAAUAUUUUUUUUAAAAAACCAUUUAGAAAAAAUAUUGCAAUUGCAUAUGCAAUGAUGGGAAUGAGACAGUUGAGUGGUAUUAAUGCUAUAAUAUUUUAUGCUGUAACAAUAUUUGAAUCAACUGGAGUUGAUCUUGAUCCAAUUUUUCAAGGUGUUGUACUUGGAAUAGUACAAGUUAUUGCGUGUUGUAUAUCAGCUUUACUUAUCGACAAGAUUGGCCGUAAGAUAUUGAUGCUUGUAUCGGAAAUAGUUAUGUGUAUUUGUCUUUUUAUAUUGGCAAGUUUUUUUAUGGUUAAAAAUAGAUAUCCACAAAUUGUUGAUGAAAUGAAAUGGUUACCUCUUAUUUCAAUGAGUAUUUAUACACUUGGUUUUUCUCUUGGUGCAGGUCCAGUACCUUGGUCUUAUAUGGUUGAAACAUUUCCAAGUAAAUUAAAAGGUCAAGCAACAGCAAGUGCUGCAUUUAUCAAUUGGUUUUUUGCAUUUUUAGUCACACUGACAUUUGAAACAUUUGCAAUUCUACUUGGUAAUGCAACAAUAUUAUUUUUUUUUUCUAUAAUAUGUGCAAUAAGUGCACUUUUUGUUGCUCUAUGUAUGUUUGAAACUAAAGAUAAAACACUUGCACAAAUUCAAGAAGCUCUUGUUGCACUUCAUGUUGCUGAACUUCCUAAUAAUGAUGAUAAUACUUCUUAAAUAUUAUAUUUAUGAUUUUUUAAAAAUAUCAUAAAUUAUAUUUUCAUUCACGUAAAAUUUAUCGUGAUAUUAAAUUUUGAUUUAUUUUCAUAUCACAAUUUUCCAAUUUUCUGAAAUAUGUCAUUUUCAUUUUUAUCGAUUAUGCAUAUUUAAAUUUAAAUAUUUAUAAAAAUAAAAUAUCUUGAAGCUGUUAUUGUAUCUGGAUUUUUUCAAUAAAUUUUAACAGACAGAAAAAUAAAAAAAUGCUGCAUAGAUAAAAAAAAAUAAA